GUGAAUGACACUGACCCAAGGCUGGACAAUGAGGACACCUGGAUCGGGGUGGUUCCGGUGGAGGAGGAGCAAACGGAGGCCCCCAAGGGCCACAAAGAGGAGUCUUUCGCCAGCACGGUGGUGGACAAGAUGAAACGGGCCCUUGUUUUGGGUGCUUCAGCCCUGCUCAUCCUUGCUCUGAACCAGAACAGAAUCCGAGAGCUGGACGUCUCCCAGGUCCUUUCGAAGCCCGUGGUGAUCGUUCAGACCUCGGAAAACGUAACGAAACUCCUCGGGGCACUGCUACGAGGUCUUCGGGCCACAGCGAAGAUCACAUAUCAAGCAGGGCUGUUGGAGAACAUGGGGGUAACCCUCACCCUGUGGUCCACGUGUGGCCUCUCGCGGGGUGGCAUGUAUGCCGAGUGGCAGGGCGUGAUCUGCACGGGCGAAAACAGCUCUAAGGUCCAGAAAUACCUCCAGCAGCUAUGGAACGCCAUCCUGCUCAUCGCGUUGCUCCUGUGCACAGGUGUGAUUGUGCAGGCACAACGACAAUCCCGGCACAGUCAGUUGGACCAAGAAUCUGAGCUGGAUCUCAAACAACACAUUGCCCAGAAGCUGCUGGCCUUGAAAACCCGGCGUUACCAGCCCGGCAGGGCACCCCACAGCUGGGCGCACGAGAUUGACAGCUGUGCCAUCUGCCUAGACCAGUUUCAGAAGAAUCAGUGUCUCCGGAUCCUACCCUGCCUGCACGAAUUUCACCGGGACUGUGUAGACCCCUGGCUCCUCUUGCAACAGACUUGCCCGCUCUGUAAACACAACGUUCUCGGAAACUGUUGCUGAGACAGGUAGCAAGAGCCUUCCAAGAAGCCAUCCUAUAGAGAGCAACAUUUCCCAAGUUUUGGCAGCUUUUAAGAUAUACGGACUUCCAAUUCCCAGAAUUCCCCAGCCGUCUCUCCGAGAAUCCUGGGAGUUGAAGGGCACACAUCUUAAAAGCCGGCAAGCUUGAGAAACAUUGCCCUUGAGUUUUGGACCGUUUCUGGGGUUGCUUUGAGCGGAGAAGCAGCUGUGCUGUCUACGCUCUGGGCCCCACCAGGACAGGAACUACAGGAGCAGGUGUAAAUAAUGCGUUCAUCAUCAUUCCUUCUGGCUUCGUUUGUGCAUCCUCUCCUGCCACCCCCGGACUGAAAUCCACUCCCUUUUCGGUGUGUUGCUCGCCGGACAUUUUUGUGCAGCUUGGAUCUGACCUGGCGGGGGGAACCAGACCUUCUGGGAACCCACCUUGGGGGUUUCAUUUCGUGAAGCAAUGAAGGGCUGACAACACAUGAGGCUUCCGACGAAACCCCCCCCCCUUUUUUUUUUGGAGGGGGGGAACAUUUGCAAAGGAAAAACGAGAUUUUAGCCGGUGGGACGGGAUGGGGAUGGAGGUUUGAAAUGCUUCCUUAUUUAUACUAACUUAUUUGAGCAAGGGCUGUGGAGGUCCUGGGAUGACAUCUCGGAAAGGGCUGAGAUAUUGCAGACUUCGUUGGGAGGUUUAUAAGCCCCUUGCCCUAAUUAAAAAUAAUUCUAGCGAACU
Messenger RNA from Notechis scutatus (mainland tiger snake), 1552 nucleotides. NCBI's taxonomy places the organism in Eukaryota, Metazoa, Chordata, Lepidosauria, Squamata, Elapidae. The record is from RefSeq and is a predicted model, not a curated record.